AUGCUAUCUAAAUAUUGGUUAUUCACACUUUUUGUCGUUGGAGCAUCAGCGUUGGGAUGUAUGCCGCAGAUCUGUUCGAAGAAUGAGGAAAACGUGCUGAGGGGCUGCCCCGAUUCUGAUGGAGGAUGUGGCCAUUAUCGGGGAGAACGUGCUGAUGGAGAAAUCGUGACGGCUGUGGAUAUCCUUUGCGGUGCUGGCGCCAUUGUUCACGCCCCAUUCGACGGAAUGAUGGAGUUCUGGAAACCGUUUGGAACCACCGCUGACAAGGAUUGCGCUAACCAGGGAGUGUUGAUCUACGGCUCCGGCCAAUGGCAAGGUUAUCACGUCCAAAUCGGUAGUAUCGCGCCAGAGAUGUAUGGUGGUAAAGUGAAGAAGGGAGAUCCGAUUGGAAAGGCAAUCGAUAGCUCCUGUUGGAUGCCUUCAGAACAGCGGACGGCGAGCCCUUCCAUUGAAAUGCAGCUGUUCAGAGAGGGAAAACCAGUCGAUCCUACCUUUCAUUUGCAAAAAUGCAUGUGCACCGGGCAAAUUUGCGAGUCAAACAAGAAGAAUGAACUCCUUGGAAACCCAUUCCAUUCGGACAAACGGUUCAACGGUGUUCGCGGCUGGGACUUGGCGUGCGAAAUGCUUGAAGAAGAUGGUGAACAACCAAGAGCUCCUCUGAUCUUCUCUCCGAUCGAGGGAGAGCAAAUCGGCCGCACCCGACUGACGUACGAUGCGCAGGGGGCGUAUUCUGGAUGUGAGAAUGAUGGGGUGUUCAUCGUCGGCAGUGGAGCAUGGAUCGGAUUUGAGGCCCGCAUCUACAACGUGCGCGUCAGGCCAGAUAUGGAAUUCGGACGUCAGCAUAUCGUACAGGGGCAGCCAAUUGCUUCGCGGCUUUCUUGUGAUUCUGCGCCGGAUACGAUUUUCUUGGAGAUGCGCUACGAGGGACGUGUCGUCGAUCUCUCCGACAUCAUCUCGGCCAACAAAUGCCAACUUCCCGAUGACCUGAAGCUCCUC
Messenger RNA from Mesorhabditis spiculigera, 996 nucleotides. NCBI's taxonomy places the organism in Eukaryota, Metazoa, Nematoda, Chromadorea, Rhabditida, Rhabditidae. The record is from the annotation of a GenBank genome assembly.